AAAGACGGCCUUACUUCGAGAACCAUCGGUGACCUCUGACCUGAGCAGGGAUUGUCAUGCUCGUUGCAAGAUCGGUGCGGAUUUUAAGCGAUCAAAAUCUGACAUUAUCACGCGAUAAAUAUAACAUCAAAAGUAAUUCUUAACUUUUUAUGAAAGAGGAGACCUCCAUUGAACACCAGACCUGAAGCUAUGUCGAAAACUUCGGUUGGAUAUGGAAAAAGUCCAGGUGCAUACAAAGAUAAGGAGAAGCCGUUUCAGAUACGUGAAUCGAACAUAUCCGCUGCAAAAGCUGUUGCCGAUGCAGUCAGAACCAGUCUGGGGCCUCGCGGCAUGGACAAAAUGAUACAGAGUGCCAACGGUGACGUGACUAUAACCAACGAUGGAGCCACUAUUCUCAAACAGAUCCAAGUGCUUCAUCCAUCAGCCAAAAUGCUGGUAGAGUUGUCUAAGGCCCAGGACAUUGAGGCAGGAGAUGGCACCACCUCUGUUGUAGUCAUUGCUGGAAGUCUCCUCACAGCUGCAUCCAAACUUCUUAGCAAAGGAAUUCAUCCCACCACAAUUUCGGAAUCUUUCCAACGAGCUUCUGGGAAAGCUGUUGAGAUCCUGACUGACAUGGCCACACCGGUUGAUCUGAACGACCGCGAGUCUCUCGUCAAGAUCGCCAGUACAUCACUCAAUUCUAAGGUUGUAUCCCAGUACUCAGGCAUGCUGGCCCCCCUGGCAGUGGAUGCUGUGCUGCGUAUCGUUGACCCCAAGAAACCCGACAAUGUAGACCUAAGGGACGUCAAAAUCAUCAAGAAACUGGGUGGUACCAUUGAGGAUACCGAGCUGAUUGACGGUUUAGUGUUCUCCCAGAGGACAGCCGGCAGCGGUGGCCCUACCAAGAUGGAGAAGGCUCGGAUUGGUCUCAUCCAAUUCUGCCUCUCACCACCAAAAACAGACAUGGACAAUCAAGUUGUGGUAUCUGACUAUGCCCAGAUGGACCGUGUCCUACGAGAGGAGAGGGCCUACAUCUUGAAUCUUGUCAAACAGAUCAAGAAGGCUGGUUGCAAUGUGUUGCUCAUUCAAAAGUCAAUCCUGAGGGAUGCCUUGAAUGACUUGGCUCUACAUUUCCUGACUAAGAUGAAGAUCAUGGUGGUCAAGGACAUUGAGAGAAGCGAUAUAGAAUUCAUCUGCAAGACCAUCAACUGCAAGCCCAUUGCCAGUAUAGACCACUUCCAACCAGAGAUGCUGGCCAAUGCUGAACUGGUCGAGGAGGUCACAACAGGAACCAGUAAAGUGGUUAAGAUCACAGGCAUAGCCAACCCAGGCAGGACGGUCACUGUCCUGAUCCGUGGCUCCAACAAACUAGUCCUUGAGGAAGCAGACCGCUCCAUUCAUGACGCUCUCUGCGUCAUCCGCUGCCUGGUCAAAGAGAAGGCACUCAUCGCCGGGGGUGGGGCUCCAGAGAUCGAAGUCGGCCAACGCAUGUCGGAGUACGCCCAGGGUCUGACGGGAAUGGAAGGCUACUGCUUCAGCGCCUUCGCUGAGGCCCUAGAGGUUAUACCCUCCACCCUGGCUGAGAACGCUGGUCUGAAUCCUAUCUCGGUGGUGACGGAGUUGAGAAACAGACACGCCCAUGGGGAGAAAACAGCUGGGAUUAACGUGCGCAAGGGGGCAAUCACGAACAUCUUGGAGGAGAAUGUAGUCCAACCGUUACUAGUAUCAACCAGUGCUAUCCGGCUAGCUGCGGAAUGUGUCACAAGCAUCAUGAAAAUAGACGACAUCGUCAUGACGAUGUAGAGUGGUGUAUCCUAUGGAGUGCUUCAGUCCUGUAUUUAAAUGUUUGGUAGCUGUAUGGUCCAUGUGUGCUCGCCAUCAAGACAAACAGUUUCUUUGCUGGCAGUGUUCUCAUGCGUGCUAAAUGUCCUCGUGCACCAAUUUAUUGCUGACAGUAUUAUCAACCGGAGGUUUCAUUCGGUGUGAAUAUUACACAGUGGUGAGAUUGGGGGGAAAUAAUCGGCUGAGGGUCGCCAAAAAUUCCAGAGCAAUUUUGGGUAAUUGGAUAUGUUUGUAUUUGUGUAAAGGCACCCCUUAUAAUACCCUUUUCGUUUUGUUUUAUACAAACUUUCAAAGGUAAAAAGACCUUUAGGGUAAAACCUUGGGGAUGUCGAAAGGGAUUUUAUAAAAAUCCUGACAUCAGGAAAAAAUCCUGACAAAUUUACAAGGGUUUUAAAGUGCUGAUUCUACAGAACCUUUAGCCGCUGUAUCGUUCAACAAGCAUGAAGGUCUUUUGGAGUCGACAGAAUUCUAAUGUUGGUCUUGCUUCAUCAAAAUAAGGCUGCAUCCGAAUCAGCUGUCUUAGAGCUAGGUCUUGGUCUGCGUCCAUUGAAAAUACGCGGGGACACGCUGACAAUAGACAUAGCUGUAGCUCUGGAAGCCCGUUUCGGACACGGCCUAAGCUCGUUCUGAGCCUAGAAUUGCCUUGAAUCCUUAGACAAUAAUUUUGUGGUUUCAACAUUUGUAUAGAAGUUCUCUAUGUUUUUUUGGUUUUUUGCCUUUUAAUUUUAUUUAGGCCUUAAGGCCUAUUUGUUUACUUUUGUACAAACUUCAUUUCAUAUACUAUGUCACAUUACCUAAAGUCUGCUUGCUUGUGUAACUGUCCCAUGUUACUGCACACCAAAACAACGAAAUUGAGCUUUAAAAAAAGAAUUUCAAUAUGUUUUUGCAGGACAAUUCAAGGCAUUUUUAUGAAAUGAUACAGAACUUGGGAUGUCAAGGCUUGUGCAUAGUCAUAAUAUUGCAAAUCUUGGUCUGCGAUUUUGACUGAUUUAUAGUUUUUGCACAGGUGCUUUAGAAACCGACGUUAUAUAAUUCAUAAAAACCGAGACAGUUUGUGGUCGGUAAUAUAGUUGUGGUCAGUAAUGUUCAAAACCAGUUGCCAGACGCCAUAGUUUGACACCUAUACUUUUUGUGUGCAAUGUCUGGGCAGUUAUUAAUCCAUUAGCACCUUUACUACUACAUUGUAUUACAUUGCAUUUACAUUGUAUCACAUUGUAUCACAUUGUAGUUACAUUGUAUUACAUUGUAUUUAUACAACCAUAGUGUGCUGGGGUGGUUUAGGGUGGCACAGGGACUGAUGGGUUAAGAAGCUUUCACUCCAUUGACGAAAUGGACUUUAAAAAAUAUUAGCUGUCUUUUUGUGUGUGUGUGUGUAACACGUUUGAUACCUUUUUUGGUGUUCAUAAUUGAGUGAAUCUGUGAACAAGUGAAAAAUUAAAAGUGGAAACAAAUAAAAUCAG
Messenger RNA from Patiria miniata (bat star), 3281 nucleotides. RefSeq names its product T-complex protein 1 subunit delta-like (gene cct4). The record is from RefSeq and is a predicted model, not a curated record. Bases 190 to 1782 code for a protein of 530 amino acids. Gene Ontology annotation, molecular function: ATP hydrolysis activity; ATP binding; ATP-dependent protein folding chaperone. Gene Ontology annotation, cellular component: chaperonin-containing T-complex. The transcript has 13 exons. NCBI's taxonomy places the organism in Eukaryota, Metazoa, Echinodermata, Asteroidea, Valvatida, Asterinidae. Gene Ontology annotation, biological process: protein folding.